Molecule: messenger RNA, 2238 nt
Organism: Lodderomyces parapsilosis
Lineage: Eukaryota; Fungi; Ascomycota; Pichiomycetes; Serinales; Debaryomycetaceae
Gene: UBP13
Product: ubiquitin-specific protease
Exons: 1
Coding region: 1-2238 (745 amino acids)
Biological process (GO): protein deubiquitination
Cellular component (GO): nucleus; cytosol
Molecular function (GO): cysteine-type endopeptidase activity; cysteine-type deubiquitinase activity
Source: RefSeq, a predicted model, not a curated record
AUGCCUGUUGCAGAUGAACGGCUCCCUUAUGGAGAUGGUGCCUUCAAAGUAUUUGGCAUGGAGAAUUUUGGCAACACAUGUUAUUGCAAUUCAAUUCUUCAAUGCCUAUACUAUACCGAAUCUUUUCGAACCAAGUUGAUACAGCAUAAUCAGACUCAGCAUGACCCGAAAUUGGUAGUCAAUGGGAUCAAGUUUCAUGGAUUCACGACAAAAUAUGAACAAUUGUUACAGAAAAGGUUAAAAGAGCAAGGAGUCACACAAUUCACGCCAAGCGAAGAGAGACCAAAACUGAGUCGAAAGAGCUCAUUAUUUGGUAUCAAGUUCAAUAAUCAAUCGAGUGUUCCCACAACCAUUGUUGAACAACGGAAUGAAUACAUUGACGAAGCAGGCAAUUGUGAAGCUUUACCUUUGGACCAAAGAAUUUUGAUCAAUAAGAACCCAGAAUUUCUGAAGUUGGAAAUGAUGAUUACUAGACCUAUUAUGAGUAUCGGUGGCUAUACCUCUGGACUGAACAAUGGGAGCGCUAGUUCCAUGUCGUUCUCAAAUGCCGGAGUCAGUUUGUUCAACGGAUCAAGUAAUACUUCUGUAACCAGUGCCACUAACCCCAACAAAGCUGACUAUUCACAAAGCUCAUCGAUGCUACUCAAUGAUCAACCACAACAAACGACACAAGAGGGUUCAAUUAAUAGCAAAUCGAGUGCUAUCAUAGUGGGAAUCCCCAAACCAGAAGCAAAUUUGGUCAAUCCCAUCAAUCCAUUCAAUGCAAAUCCCAGUUCUGAUCAAAGGAAACGAUCGGCAUUGAUAAAUGGACCAAUAAUCAAUUUGGAUACGUCAUUACAAAUGCCGAGUGAGCAAAGAGACGAAACUACUCUACUUUAUGCGCUCAAGGAUUUGUUUGAAAGUAUGGUUGAGAAUAAAUCCCCUAUUGGUGUUGUUUCGCCAACUUACUUCAUAACGAAAUUGAAAGAUAAGAACUACUUGUUCCGUCAAAACAACAUGCAUCAUGACGCUCACGAAUUCUUCAACUACUUGAUCAAUGAGAUUAUUGAGAGUCUAGCCAAGGAAAUUCCUGACCCAACAAAGAAUUGGUGUAACGAUAUCUUCCAGGGCAUCAUAACUAAUGAAACUAAAUGUCUAUCAUGCGAAACUGUGACGUCAAAGCAUGAGUUUUUCCUAGAUUUAUCAAUCGAUAUUCCACCGGGUGACAGUGCUUAUUCGUUAAAUUUUGCCAUCAAUAAUUUUUCCAAACAAGAGACAUUGACAAAUCAAAAUAAGUUUCACUGUAAUACUUGUUCUGCAUUACAAGAAGCGGUGAAAACUAUCAAGGUGAAAAAAUUGCCUCAAGUUUUGGUCAUCAAUCUCAAACGAUUCAAGUACGACGAGCAAAUGGAUAAAAUGGUGAAAUUAUUUGACUCGAUUAGCUAUCCAUUUAAGCUUCGUUUAUUCAACACUACCGAAGAUGCCAAUCAGAACAUCCUUUAUGACUUGUAUGCUCUAGUUAUUCACAUUGGAGGUGGGCCCAUGCAUGGACAUUAUGUUUCCAUUUGCAAAAUCAAAGCUGGUCUUUGGUUAUUGUUUGAUGAUGAAACUGUGGAAUUAGUUGAAGAUAACUAUGUCAUGAGAUUUUUUGGCAAUGGACCAGGACUAGCUAGUGCUUAUAUUCUAUUCUAUCAAAGAAUUGAAUUUGAUGAAGCGUCAGAGCACUUUGGAUUUGACGUUUCUACACUAUACAAUGGUAAUGAUUAUGAAGUUCCCGUUCAUGCAUCUUCCAACAGCACUGACGAAGAGUCCAAAGCAACUGCUGUGCCUAUGGCAGAGACUGAUACCAAGUCGGAUAUAUCAUCAAUUAAUUCAUUUGCACCGCCGGAAGGCAAUCGAAAGCCAUCGCUAACUUCAGGCGGUAUGUUCAAGAGCUUCAAGUUUGAAAAGGACGAUAAACAACAACAACAUCAUCAGCAACAACAGCAAUCAUUAUCUCGAAGCAGUAGUUCAGGACCUUCUGCAAAGAAGGAACCACCAAUUAAAGAACCCAAAGAGAAAAAGUCUUGGGUGGGUAGUUUGAAACGUGGUGGUCUUGAACGCAAAUUGUCAUUAAAGAACACAUCUGUGAAUUCAGAGAGCAAUGGUAGUCAACCAGCUCCGCCUGCAUCGUCGGCAACUAUCGCUUCUCCCGCACCCACUCCUGUAUUGGAAAAGAGGCGAAGCUUAUUUGGAUUUAAAAAGAAGAACUCAUCGUGA